CUCCCUUCACUCGACAUUGCGCGCCUCUAGCUCAGCACUCCGGAACCUGCCCUCGUACGAACGCUUGUCUUCGACAAACUUGCGGUCUUCCUCCCUGCCUUCGCUUCCGGUUGCUAGUAUCUCGAAUGCUUCCUGGAACCGGUUCCUCAUAAACGUGACCCCAGUAGCCGCGUCUCCUAAGGCGUGCCUAGGAACGUGAUCAAGCACCAAGAAGGAAACGAACACUUGUCAGGACACAGACAAAACAGAAGACAGGGCAGAACAGCCAAAGAUGGAGUCACCGGCCGGUUACCCUGAAUCUCCUAUGGAUCAGGAGGAUGUCCCCUUCCCAUGUAAAGGAUGUGGAGAGAUUCUCGAGGAAGGCAAGGCUUUUGAGUUAGCUGGAAAUAGAUGGCAUAUUGACUGUUUCCGCUGUAACACAUGUGGCACCCUUCUCGAUUCCGACGCACACCUUCUUUUGCUGGGAGAUGGAUCCCUGAUUUGCAACAACUGUACCUACAGUUGUAGUUCAUGUGGUAACAAGAUUGAAGACCUCGCCAUCCUGACGGGCGACCAAGCCUUCUGUGCGAAUUGCUUCAAAUGCCGCAAUUGCAAGAAACGCAUCGAGAACUUGCGAUAUGCGCGCACAUCUCAGGGCAUAUUCUGCAUGGACUGUCAUGAGUCACUCAUGCAACGGCGACGUAAAAAGAAGACCACCACUCAGCAGACGAAGCGAAAUCCUCCUGGGAUAAAAUUGGAUAAAUCCCUUCCGGCGAUCCCACCUCGUGACGAACAGAGAGACACUUCUAAACCUCGCGACGAGGUUUAUGCAACUACGUCUGCUGAGACGUCCAGAGAUAGACCGGCAGAUCAUGCUGCAGUUCAAGAGGGCGGCAUAUCAGAAGGAUCGCAACGCCGCGAAGCUAAUGAUCAAGAGGACCUUUUGCUGCCUUCAAGCACAUAUCGUGCUCCCAAUCGUCACUCGCUCCUGUCGCGGAAGUCAGAACCAGAACCGGAUGCUGGAGAGGAAUUCUUGAUACCAGUUGCCUUUGAUCCCACCCCAGAGGAGCGUCCAUCCCAGUCUCACCAGGAUGGUUACUUUCAAACGGCGCAAAAUGGAUCCUCCCAUAAGGAUGCCGAGGAUAGACAGGAGUUUCUGCAAGGAAAGGCCUAUGAGCCUCCUUCGCACGGCUCCUCGCCACAUAUUGCAUACCAGGAGAGGGGCCGUGAACCAUCUAACAUUGAUCCGACGCGUUGGCGACAGGAAGAGUUUGCUGGCACACACCAAGACACUUCUACGCGCAGCGCCUCACAGAAUAACAAUGAAGGCGGUGAAACAUUCAAACUGCAAGACGCGCCAAAAGGCAGACGCCCUGGCUCAGCUCACAGUUCCAAAUCAGAUCUUCUUGCCUUCACUAGGGAAGGCAUGUCGACCUCCAACACCGUGCCGAACCUUGAUCGUUCAGACUAUCUCAGCAGAGACAUCCUUCGAUCUGAGGCGUUUGUCCCAAGGCCGGCCAGCUCAGGUGGAGAGGCAGCCUCUCCAAGGCCCUCGCAUGAACUUCGCAGGCUCCACGAGCAUGCGUCAAGCGAAUCCGCUCGGUCAUUUAGGCACCCUGCUCAAGGUAUGCAGUAUCCUCCCAAACGAGGAGACUCGCUCGAGAACAAAACGCACCAGAUUCAGCGCAAAGGAGUGGGCUCUCCAUCAUCAGUAAAGGCGCCGGCUGGCCAGGGUGAGGUUGGCAGUGAAUCUCCAUCCUCGUCCCUCGACGCCACUUCACUCUCUAGGGUUGGGAUUGGGAGGGAGCCCAGGCAGUCUUUGGAAUCUUCCGCUUUUAGACUUGCUGGAGAGAUGUCUAAAGAGACUAGUUCGCUGUUGCGCGGUGUUCCAACUUCCCCUGAGAACCGCCCCCAGCAUGGUCGCAAUGAGUCGGCGCAGUCUGAUCCCCAACGCCCGGCAGACCUUGGGGCCUCUCCGUCAUUACUUCACUAUAGCGGCGGGGGAGAGUUUUCUAUGGACGAGGACAUGGCUCGCAUCCUGGGUACAGACGAGGACAUACACAGUGAAUCCUUUUUGCGUCGGGUGUCUAACUCCGUCCGCCACGGUCGAAGCUUCAGUGAGAAGGGUUCGCGUCUGUCGAAGGACUCUAAAUGGCCCAGGUCGCCUGCAAAUGGGUCUGCGUUCGACAACAGCAGUCCUAUAGCCAGCUCUCCAGAUCCUCGCGAUGAAAUAAUCCAACUGAGGCAUGAAUUACAGCGGGAGCGCCAGAGAGUACUAGAAAGAGAUCAGAAGAUUGCGGAGCUUGAAGGCGCUCUUAAAGCCACUGCUGAUGUCAACAAGGUCAAUACAGAGCUCAACGAGAAACGUUCUACUAUGGUUGUCCUUGAUGCGCAGAAGGAAAUCGUCCUCCGAGAACUAAAGGUCCUUACGGAUCACCUUGAAGCAGAGAAGCAUGGCGGUGGCGGAGGUUUGGAUGUCGGCAAGCUCACAAGCAACGUCCUCCGUGAGUUUGUCGAAGCAAUCCAACAGCUCAAAGACUCUUUCACACCGCAGAUUGAAGAGAUGAUCCAGAAACGCAACCAAACGCUGGAGGAACUUUCGGACUUGUCACGUAUGAAGGACAAGAGUUUUAAAGAGUUCGAACAGCUGUCGUCAAAGAACGCCCAGUUGGCAGAAUUGAACAACCAGCUUGUAUCUCAAAUUCAAGAGUUGUACAAAGCCAAUACCGCCACGGAGAACCACCAUGGCAACGGCCUUGGAAUCUAUUCCCAUUCAAAGGGAAAGUCUCUUACAGCUGUCGAGGCACUAAAGACCUCAACAAAUGAUUUAUCUACGUCCAUCUCGACGACGAACAUCCACCAAGAAGAGGCUGAUGCUGCAACCAUCGUUCCUGGUCCUCAGGUCGUCAGUAUUCGCAAGGGACAGCCCCGUAAAUUCAACUGGAAGAAGGGGGGCCAGAAUGUCGCCAAGGGUGUCACCAAGGGCCUCAAGGGCGCUUUCUCCUCUAGCGAGCCCAAGCCGGAUGUUGUAGCAUACAGUUCAACUGCACCGGCUCAAGAGACCGUUUCUGCAUUGCCACGCUCUCAGACGCAGGACCCAAGCCGUCAGGGCUUUGGUUUCUUCGGGAACCAGAAGAACAAGCAGGUUACGCCCAAGACCCAACUUAAUGGACCGACUGAGCCCGCUGGAACUGGCCUGUUUGGAGUCGACCUCGAGCAGCGUUUGGAGCAGGAAAAGAGUAUCAUUCCUGCCAUUGUGACCCGCUGCAUCCAGGAAGUUGAGCUGCGAGGUAUGGACAUGGAGGGCAUUUACCGUAAAUCGGGUGCCAGCUCAAUUACCCAGAUGAUCCGGGAUGGAUUUGAGCGUUCCCCACUUGACUAUGAUAUCUCGGACCCGGACCUAGAUAUACACGCCGUCACCUCUGCUCUUAAGCAAUACUUCCGGAAACUGCCCACGCCUCUUAUCACGUAUGAUGUCUACGAUGAGUUCUUGGAGACGAACGAAAUCGAGCCAGCAUCUGCUCGCAUUGAAGCUUUACAGAAAUGCCUCCAGAAACUUCCGCGCGUCCACAGGGAUGUGCUUGAGUUUCUGAUGUUCCAUCUGAAACGGGUUGUUGAGCGCGAGCCGGAGAAUCUGAUGACCAGCCAGAACAUAGCUGUAGUGUUCGCACCCACGAUCAUGAGGCCGGAAAGUCUGGCGCGUGAGAUGACCGAUGUUCAGAAGAAGAACGAGGCCCUCAAGUUCUUGGUCGAAAACUGUCAGGAGGUGUUUAUGGGUCUGCAAGGCUAGUCGACAAGACAUGCCUGGCAUUCCAGACCGAAUCUUUUGAUCGCAUAACGCGAAAGUGCAUCAGUUUCACUAUCGCUUCUCAGAGAUGUCCGUUCGUCGGUUUCGUACAUUGGAG
Molecule: messenger RNA, 3884 nt
Organism: Paecilomyces variotii
Lineage: Eukaryota; Fungi; Ascomycota; Eurotiomycetes; Eurotiales; Thermoascaceae
Product: chimaerin
Exons: 6
Coding region: 272-3769 (1165 amino acids)
Biological process (GO): signal transduction; regulation of GTPase activity
Cellular component (GO): cytoplasm
Source: RefSeq, a predicted model, not a curated record